This is a messenger RNA of Aspergillus pseudotamarii, 2280 nucleotides long. RefSeq lists its product as uncharacterized. Lineage: Eukaryota; Fungi; Ascomycota; Eurotiomycetes; Eurotiales; Aspergillaceae. Gene Ontology annotation, molecular function: DNA binding; zinc ion binding; DNA-binding transcription factor activity, RNA polymerase II-specific. Bases 1 to 2280 code for a protein of 759 amino acids. Gene Ontology annotation, biological process: regulation of DNA-templated transcription; DNA-templated transcription. The record is from RefSeq and is a predicted model, not a curated record. The transcript has a single exon.
AUGCCAGAUAACGGCGGCAACACAAAACAGCCGACUCGGCCACGUAUCCGAGCGGGAAAGGCAUGUAAACGGUGUAACCAGAAACGCAUCAGGUGCGAUGCCAUGAAUUGGAUGCCAUGUACAAACUGCGUACAAGAUGGGAUCGCCGAAUGCACUCUUCGUGAGUCGAAACGUGGGACAUACACCCGCAAAUUCCGUGAACAGGAUCCUUCAGAAUGCGAGCUAGAGGGUGGACAUGCCGGAAAUAACUACAGGGAUACCGGGCUUUCAAAUACGUUUCAAAGUGCAAACACCGUCAGGCCACCAUUGCUCUCAAAUGGCGGGGCCGAAAUAGGGAUCGAUGCCAUUUCUGGUAUUGCAGGUUCUCAAUCAAAUCCUAUCCUCCGUCAGACCACAGAGACUCAACUACCUGCCCACAACUCGUUAAGCACGGAUCCUGUCGGUUACGACGACAACAACAUCCCACGACAUGAUGAUCUUUCGCCAGACGCACAACCAGCCGAUCGUUCAAAUACGAAUAGAGCACGGUGUGCAGAGCGAGGCCUUAUGGCAAACGACUCGCCGUCGAAUGAGUACGAGUCGCCAUCGGAUCAGCGAACCCACGAGAAUGCCGAUAUCGCAUCAUCAUAUCAGGACCUGUCCUGGUCGACCAUGUUUGACUACUUCCUACAUAACCGAAGAAAUGGUCGAGAGUUCAUUGACAAGUGCUCAAUCACAUACCUAGGAGAAUCUUUCCCCUUGGCAAUUGUUUUGGGGGAUGUUAAUGAGAGUGGUCGGCAGAAGUUACAUCACCCAGGACCCCCUCUCCCAGAAACCGAAGGAGGCAAAGGUGGUAAUAUGUCUCAUUUCCACCCGUCACAUCUGAUGCCUGAAGACUUUGAGCAUUUGCAGGCCAAGGGAGUCUUUGAUUUCCUGGAGAAAUCACAUCUUGACGCUUUGGUUUCAGUCUUUUUGGAACACGUUUAUCCCUCGUAUCCAAUUGUGAGCCGACAGGAACUGAUCCAUCAGCACAAUAACGGGGAGGUUCCGUUGAUUCUUCUACACUCUAUCUGUUUCAUUGCGGUGACAUUUUGCCCACCAUCGGUUCUACAUCUCGUUGGAUUAUUCUCCCGUCGUAAUGCUCGAGCCCACUUUUACAAAAAGGUCAAAGCUUUGUUCGAUUCAGGUUAUGAAAUGAACAAGAUUGUGAUUCUUCAAAGCGCCAUCCUGAUGUCUUUUUGGGGUGGAGGUCCAAAUAACUAUUGGAACUUUUAUUCUUGGGUAAGCACUGCAGUUACCAUUGCGGAAGCUAUUGGCAUACACCGGUCCAUAGCGACAACAAACAUGCAGUCCCAGGACAAGAGUUUACUUCGGAGAUUGUGGUGGGUACUGGUUGUCCGGGACAGCGUCUGUAGCGCGUUAGUUGGACGCCCAUUUCGAAUCGAUAUGGACCAGUCCGACACGGAAAUGUUAACUAUUGAAGAUUUCGCUGAUGACACGGUGCCUCUGGGAUUUGUUGAAAAUCUUUACCAUCAGCGAUAUGCCCUCUACCAGAUCAAUAUCGCGAAACUUUCACUUAUUCUGCGUGACAUUGUUAUGAGCCGGUUCUAUCCAGGGAAACCGGCCAUUCCAUCUGAAGAGCUGCAUGAUAAGCUUAGCCACUGGAAACAGGCAGUUCCCUCCGCAUUAGAUUGGACGGGAGAGACAGCGGACUAUCAGAAUCCAUUCUCCGUGUCUCUCCUUGUACAAUACAAUCAUCACCUCAUCUUGAUUUAUAUAGGCCACUUACCCGAUGACAACAUUUGUUCGCCCAAAGAGCGUGAACGAGAAGAAAUAGCUAGCACUGCCGCACAGAACAUCUCCGCAGCUGCUUGUACAAUUGUCACCAAAUCAUCCUUUUUAUCGGUACCCCACGAGGUAUUUCAUGGUGUCUUCAUGGCCCAGGCCGUUUUCUACACGAAACUCAAAAGUCCGAAUCCGUUAGUGGCACAGCUUGGUCGAUCUGCCUUGAAUAAUUGCCAAAUGGUGCUCCAUGCAAUAUGUGAGUGCUGGGAUCCAGCGCCAUGGAUCAUGCAAUUAUUCGAGGGCCUAUCUGCCAGAUGUCAAGAUAGACAGACAAGCAGUCGGGAGCAGCGUAGCCACGCCGCAAUGGCUGCGGAUUCAACGUGGUUCAGUGGGAUUCUGGGAUCAACCCCCGAGGCAGGAGUUUUUAACAGCCUGCUCAGAGAUGAUGCAUGGAAGAGUAAUCCAAUGCUAUCGUCACUUUUUGAAAUGCCUCCAGAUUUAUUUCUGUCGGAAUAA